UUCAUUUCCCAUCAGACUCCCUCAGUGAGAAAAUAGGACGCAAGCUGCUGACCUGUUCCCUCCUCGGCAGGGACUCCAGACUUGUCCACAGGUUUCCAAACCUGUGAUCAGCAUUUCGUGGUGGCAGAGCUCCGAACACUUUAGAAGAAAAAGCUGUAUUUGCUUGGGAUCCAGAGCAGGAGAAAUCUCAGAGUCUGAACAGACAGGCGAAGAGAAGCAGCUUCUAUGGCUUCAUCAGUCUUGGAGAAUGUCAAGGAGGAGGUGACCUGCCCCAUCUGCCUGGAGUUCAUGCAGGAUCCUGUAAGCGCAGACUGUGGCCAUGUUUUUUGUAAAUUCUGCAUCACCAGAAACUAUGAGUCCAUGCAACAUGAAGAAGGAGUGGGCCACUGCCCCAUGUGCCGAACCACGUACCAGUUUGAAAACCUGAGGCCCAAUCGCCAUAUGGCCAACAUAGUGGAGAGCCUCGAGGAGAUGACUCUGACCCUGACAGCAGAUCUCUGUGAGCUCCAUGGGGAGAAACUCGUGCUCUUUUGUAAGGAGGAUGAGAAUGUCAUUUGCUGGCUUUGUGAGCGUUCUCAGAAGCACCGUGGUCACCACACUGUUCUCCUGGAGGAGGCCGAGCACGACUAUCGGGAGAUGCUUGGUAAAGUGCUAGAAAAGCUGAAGAAGGAUGAGAAAGAGAUGGAGAAGUGGGAAGCUCAUAUUGAAGAAGAAAGAACUUCCUGGAAGAAUCAAAUACAGGAGGAGAGAGAAGAAGUUGAGGCUGAGUUUAAGAAAAUGAGAAAUAUCCUGGACUCUGAGGAGAAAGAGUACUUGCAUAAACUGAAGAAAGAGGAAAAAGAUGUUCUGAGGGUCCUGGAAGAUUCUGAAAAGCAGCUGGCCCGGGAGGUCCAAUACUUGAGGGAGCUCAUCUCAGAUGUGCAGCAUCAGCUGCAGGGGUCAGCGAGGGCCAUGUUGCAGGGCAUGAAGGACACCAUGGAAAGGAGUAAGUCAGUCAUUGUGCAGGAACCAAGAACUUGCCCCAAGCGACAGAAGAUGGUGUUCCAAGCUCCUGAUCUGAAAGGGAUUCUCCAACUGCAUCAAGCUUCUGUGAAACUUUCUGCAAGCAACGAUCACAAUUUUGUCAUAAUUGCAAAUAUUUGUCAGAAUCAGAAAUUGCAGCUUAAAAAAAUCCAGGAAAGGCUUUCAGGAAAGCCUUUCUGAAAGAAAAGGCCACUGAAAUCAGGUGAUGGAACAUACUUAAAAUCCCCCUUAAACUUCAGUGUUUCAAGUUAUCCACCUAAAUGUGGCUACUGGGUCGGACGGCUGGAGGAGAAAUUUAAGCACAGUGCAUUUGCGGUGUCUGACAGCUCUGAUCCUUGGACCCUGGCCUCUUCUCUGGCUGUUCCUCCAGCUCCUGUUGGAGAUUUUCUGGACUCCGAGCCUCAUAUGCUGCAUUCUACAGUGUGGCACACCGUGGAUUUCUCAUCUG
This is a messenger RNA of Octodon degus (degu), 1471 nucleotides long. RefSeq names its product tripartite motif-containing protein 5-like. The coding region runs from base 226 to 1203 and encodes 325 amino acids. The record is from RefSeq and is a predicted model, not a curated record. NCBI's taxonomy places the organism in Eukaryota, Metazoa, Chordata, Mammalia, Rodentia, Octodontidae. Gene Ontology annotation, molecular function: zinc ion binding. The transcript is spliced from 7 exons.